Messenger RNA from Hibiscus syriacus, 1614 nucleotides. RefSeq names its product beta-glucosidase 44-like. Gene Ontology annotation, biological process: carbohydrate metabolic process. The coding region runs from base 1 to 1521 and encodes 506 amino acids. NCBI's taxonomy places the organism in Eukaryota, Viridiplantae, Streptophyta, Magnoliopsida, Malvales, Malvaceae. Gene Ontology annotation, molecular function: beta-glucosidase activity. The transcript has 11 exons. The record is from RefSeq and is a predicted model, not a curated record.
AUGAAGAUGUUAGUGAUUUCACUAUCUUUCACUCUUUUAAGCAUAGCUUUGCAUGGAAAUGCAAAUGCCAAUGAACAACAACACUUUGACACCGGAGGGUUGAGUAGGGAUAGGUUUCCCGAUGGCUUUGUGUUCGGAACAGCGGCAUCAGCGUAUCAGGUGGAAGGAAUGGCAAGUCAAGAUGGUAGAGGGCCUAGCAUAUGGGAUGCAUUUGUUAAAAUUCCAGGACACAUUGCGAAGAACGAUACCGGUGAAACUUCUAUUGAUCAGUAUCAUCAUUAUAAGGAAGAUGUUGAUCUGAUGCAGAUGUUGAAUUUCGACGCCUAUCGAUUUUCGAUCUCGUGGUCGAGAAUAUUUCCAAAUGGAACAGGAGAGGUAAAUUGGAAAGGAGUUGACUACUAUAAUAGAUUGAUUGACUAUAUGAUUGAAAAAGGAAUCAUUCCCCAUGCAAAUUUAUACCACUAUGAUUUGCCACUCGCUCUUCAGGAAAGAUAUAGAGGUUUGCUCAACAGACAAGUUGUGAAAGACUUUGGUGAUUAUGCAGAGUUUUGUUUCAAGAGAUUUGGUGAUAGAGUAAAGAAUUGGAUGACAUUUAAUGAACCAAGAGUGGUUGCUGCUCUUGGUUUCGACAAUGGCGUCAACCCUCCUAACAGAUGUUCAAAGCAAUUCGGGAAUUGCACUCAUGGAAACUCUUCCACUGAACCUUAUAUUGUUGCACACCAUUUGAUUUUGAGUCAUGCUGAAGCUGUUAAAAGAUAUCGUCAAAAAUAUCAAGCUAAACAAAAUGGAAGAAUCGGCAUUUUCUUAGACUUUGUUUGGUAUGAACCAUUAACAAGAUCAUUAGCAGACAACUACGCUGCACAGAGAGCAAGAGACUUUCAUAUCGGAUGGUUUUUGCACCCUCUGGUAUAUGGAGAAUAUCCAAGAACCAUGCAAAAAAUUGUGAGAGAAAGGCUUCCCAAGUUCACCAAGAGUGAAGUGAAGUCUGUCAAAAAUUCAUUUGAUGUUCUUUGUCUCAAUCAUUAUACAUCAUACUAUGUUUACAACCCACGUCUGCCUCCACCCAAUGUCACCGGCUACCAACAAGAUUGGAAUGCUGUGUUUGCUUAUGAACGCAAUGGAAUACCAAUUGGUCGUCGGGCUCAUUCUCCGUGGCUAUAUGAAGUUCCAUGGGGUAUGUACAAAGUUGUCACGUACGUCAAAGAACGUUAUGGAAACCCUAACAUAAUUCUCUCCGAGAAUGGGAUGGAUGACCCUGGCAAUCUAACGUUUCCUGAAGCGUUGUAUGAUGUCAACAGAGUAAAUUUCUAUAGGAGUUACUUAAAGGAAUUGAAAAGAGCCAUGGAUGACGGGGCCAAUGUUAAGGGUUACUUCGCUUGGUCGAUGUUUGAUAAUUUUGAAUGGUUAUUAGGAUAUACAUCAAGAUUUGGGUUGAUUUAUGUUGAUUACAAUGAUCUCAAGAGAUACCCCAAGCUAUCAGCAUAUUGGUUCAAGCAAAUGCUUGAAAGAAAGAAUCCAUAGGAUUAGUUAAGAUUGUUUCUUAGUGUGGUUUUAAGUCUGUUUAGAUCAUGCUUUAGGGUUUGAUAUUUUGUUUUUUAGAUCAAUUCCCAUCUA